AUGGAAGAAUCGCAGGAGAGCCUCGAUGGCAGUUCGAUUAAACCAGUCUCGUCCUUACGCUCUCACUUUGAACAAAUGACAACAACGAAGCCCGCUGCCAACAGCUCUACCCCUCGCGCUGUCUCUCCGAAACCAAGCCAUUUAUCAUCUGUCGGACUGGGGGAGAGUGCAAAAGGUCUUGCUGCUAGGCAAGAGAUUUCGAAGCCAUUCGCAGAAGAGGCACACGGGUUACGAGGUAGACAAAUAGACCCCAAGGAUUUAGGACUUAGACCCUUUCGAAUUGCAUCCAACAACCCCUCUCCAUCCCCUACAAGAGCUCUCAGCGUUCGAACGACAUCUACGGCUCCAGCGCCUCCUGCUGUUACUGUCCAAUCACCACAAUCACCUCCAAAGAAUAGAGCUCCGAAUUUGAGCUUGGCAGGCGCAUCCACAUACUUAUCUACCGAUGCUUCUUUCUCCCCAAGUCCAGGAGGUACUUCUCCUAGACAUUUCCGCAUUCCUAGUCGACCCAACACACCUCUCGAGGCUGGCAGGUCACCUUCGUUGUCCGCGUCUAGGCCUCCGUCUCCGCCUCCACCGCGAAGAUCUGGUGAAGUGCGUCGCGAAUCUGUGUUCAAACCUUUACCACCUCCUGUCAAUAGAGCCGAAAAACCAAAAAUUGGGGCCAAGCCUAUAUCGCUUGGAUUGAAGCCAGAAUUAGCCGCGUUGGCUCCCGUAUCGCCAUAUAAGAAAGAACGAAGUUCGCCAUUUACAACUCCUCCAAGUGGCAACAGCAGCCCCGAACACGAUUUACAACUAGCAAGACCUCGUAGAACCAUGACCGAGAGUGCCACCCUUCAAUCGACCCAAAAGGCGUUUGACCCACCUCCAGUUCAUCAUGCUGUUGUUAACAAAAGGAAAGAUCAAGAGUCGAAUGGAAUUGGACGAGGGUUGAUUUCACCGCAGGUCACUGGGGAACAGCGGCCAGCACUACCAAACCGGCCUACCAUAAUCGCUGAAACGUCAAGCCCUCGACAUUUACCUCCCCCAAGCUCUAUGAUGCCACCUCCACCACGGCCUUCUAUCGAUCGAUCUCGACCAGCAAUGUCUACCACGCCCUCAGAUGACCUCAAGACAUUUGCCACUCCCCCAAAACGAGUAUUUUCUACCCCUACUUCGCAGCAGUUGCAAACACCUCCCAGGUCCCACGGUCGGUCUAUGACUGUCGAUCGGACUUCUGACAGAACGCCCGCGGAGUUUCGAACUCCGCCUGUGACGAAAUUUGAACCGCGUCAAUCUCUGGAUAUUGUUCCUUCUUCUACAUUACACAGCAGUCAGACACCGCCAAGCAUCAUAGAGUAUCCAGACUCAACCAACUCCAACAGACGGCCACCUCAUUUCAAGCAAGGUGCCCAUGAAAUAUCUACAAAAUAUGACACUCGUUUGAUUGACGUCUGUGGUGAGUUUGUUUGUACAUCUGGGCAUUUGACUAGAGUUUGGAGCAUACUGGAUGGGGAGAUUGUCUGUAGUCUGGCACACACGGAAGGCUUGAAAAUUGUUUCUGUAUCUUUCAAGCCAACAGUCGAUGUGAAGGACGAGGGUACACGACUUUGGCUCGGAAAUAACGUUGGGGAGCUAAUGGAGGUGGACGUGAGAACUCAAAGCGUGGUUUCCUCCAAGGCGAGCGCCCAUACACGCCGUGAGGUGAUCAAAAUAUUUCGUCAUCGUAACGAGAUGUGGACUUUGGAUGAUGGCGGGACAUUGCAUGUAUGGGGACCAGACAGUACCGGAAUUCCACAGCUGAGCAACCCAGUUCAGAGCUAUAGGGUCCCCAAGGGUCAUACGUUCUCGAUGGUUGUCGAAGACGAGUAUUGGCAUGCAGCCGGCAAGGAUAUUCGGAUCUUCAUGCCAACUGUAGAUGGGUGUGUCCAAUUUCAAGUGCUUGCUAGGCCGCUGAAUCAGCCGAAUACAGGAGACAUAACAUCUGGCGCUGCCAUCCAUUCACAACCUGACAGAGUGUAUUUUGGCCAUACUGACGGAAAGGUUAGCAUAUAUUCACGUCACGACUUUGCUUGUUUGGGUGUCGUAAAUGUGAGUGUCUAUAAGAUCACAACACUUGCUGGGGAAGGAGACAAACUCUGGGUUGGGUUCAGUACUGGUAUGGUGUAUAUCUACGACACAACCACAACUCCGUGGCAAAUCAAGAAGGAAUGGAAAGCUCACAGUGAUCCUGUUAUCAAAUUGAUCGCCGACAGCAGCAGUUUCUUCUUCUUAGACCGAGCUCAGGUAGUCUCACUUGGCCAGGACAACACGGUGCGAAUUUGGGAUGGAUUGUUACAAGAUGACUGGAUGGAGUCUCAAAUGCAGGCUCAGGAAGCCAGCUACUGUGAAUUUAAUCACCUCAAAGCCUUGGUUAUGACUUGGAAUGCAGGAGCCUCUACGCCUUUCCAUCUUCAACAUUCUGAUCAAGACUCGACUUUUUUCCGCAAUCUUCUUCAGGGCAGCGAUUCGCCCGAUAUUCUCGUAUUUGGGUUUCAGGAGCUGGUAGAUCUUGAAGACAAGACUAGAACUGCUAAAAGCUUCUUCAAGUCGAAGAAAAAAGAUCCACAUACAGAGCAGGAACAUAUGAGCCAUCAGUACCGGGAUUGGCGCGAUUUCCUCACUCGCUGCAUUGAUGACUACAUGCCAAGAAGCGAGCUUUACCAUCUUGUUCACACUUCUCAUCUUGUCGGGCUUUUCACCUGUAUCUUUGUAAAGGCUCCCCUUAGAGACCGCAUCCGUAGCGUUUGCGGAGCCGAGGUCAAGCGCGGCAUGGGAGGCUUGCAUGGUAACAAAGGUGCUCUUAUUGUCAGAUUUGUUCUGGAUGAUACAUCUCUAUGUUUCAUCAACUGCCAUUUAGCAGCAGGUCAAUCACAAACUAAAGACCGCAACAAUGACAUAACUUCAAUUCUUGAAAGUUACAUCUUACCAGUCGAGAGAGAUCGAGAAAUCCGACAGGAUAGUUAUACUGGAGGUGGCGACGGGAGCAUGAUACUGGACCAUGAGAUAUGUAUUCUCAAUGGUGACCUGAAUUAUCGUAUCGAUACGAUGGGGCGAGACACGGUUGUGAGCGCAGUGAGGACCAGCAACCUCGCCAAGCUUCUUGAACGAGAUCAAUUGCUCGCGUCGAGGAGGAAGAAUCCGUGGUUCAAGCUGCGCGCUUUCGACGAACGUCCUAUAACUUUUGCACCAACCUACAAGUAUGAUGUUGGUACUGAUAACUAUGAUACCAGCGAGAAAAAGCGGUCACCUGCAUGGUGUGACCGAAUUCUCUGUAGGGGCCAGAAUCGCAUACAGCAAAUUGACUAUCGUCGUCACGAGGUUCGAGUUUCUGACCACAGACCAGUGACUGGUCAAUUUAAUCUGAUUACAAAGACAAUAUCUCCAAAGAAAAGGGCAAUGAAGUGGGAUGAUUGCCAACGUCAGUGGUUGGAAAUGAAGGAUGAGCGAGGAAAUGCUUCCAAGCUCAUCUAUUUAACCAAUGUGCUGGGGUUUGACGAAGUCACAAGUAAAAAAAUGAUUCAGAAAUCUAAAAGAGCGCAUUGA
Molecule: messenger RNA, 3564 nt
Organism: Glarea lozoyensis ATCC 20868
Lineage: Eukaryota; Fungi; Ascomycota; Leotiomycetes; Helotiales; Helotiaceae
Product: DNase I-like protein
Exons: 6
Coding region: 1-3564 (1187 amino acids)
Biological process (GO): phosphatidylinositol dephosphorylation
Molecular function (GO): protein binding; phosphatidylinositol-4,5-bisphosphate 5-phosphatase activity
Source: RefSeq, a predicted model, not a curated record